CGCUUUUGAAACGAAACUAAGCAGAGUCAUCAUCGAGUUCACGUUGCAGCAUCUGAUAGGGGAUAGUGACACGAUACAAUGGAGUGGUUUUCUGGCUCCAUACCACAGGCUAUACAAAAAGCCAAGCAAGACAAUGCGCUCUUCGUUGUUUACGUACGAGGUAAAAAUGAAGAUACAGAAAAGAUGGAUACUAUUUGGAAAGAGAAAAAUGUGAUAUCUACCUGUAAAGCCAACAAAUGUAUUGUUAUUCAGAUACAAGGAGACAGUGAAGAAGGGAAAUUCUUUGGAGAAAUCUACCCCAUAUUGUUUCUACCCUCUACUUACUUCAUCGGAUUGAAUGGUAUACCUUUGGAGGUGACAGGAGGCCAUGUGGAAUCAGAUGCAUUUGUACAGAACAUCAACUCAGCACAACAGAAGUUGCAAGAGCAGAUCAGUAAACAGAAUCCUGCUGCAUCAUCUUCAUCAUCUGCAUCAGCUGCCGCAGUCUCCAUGGCGAGUACCUCAGCCACCCAACCUGUAGAUAAACCACCACUGGAGGAGAGAGUAGACAAGGCCAAAGAAAAGAUGGAGCAGAAGAGAAUUGAGAAGCUACAGAAAGAAAACGAGGAAGCCAAAUUGAGAGAAGAAGAACGAAGAAAAUUGGGGAAAGACAUGCACACACUAAAGCAAUAUCAGGAAGACAGACAAAGAAAAGAGCUGGAGGAGGAAAUAAGAAAAGACAGAGAAGAAAACAAGAAAAUGAGGGAGAAAAUUAAAGAACAAAUUGCUAGAGAUAGAGAGGAGAAGGCUCAGAUGUACAAGAGGAAGAAAGAGGAACAGAAUAAGGAAGCUGAGGAGAAGAAGAUCACCAAGCUACAGGCUCAACAGCAGGCAGCAGCCAUGGAAAAUUCUAAGAGAAGUGAGAAGGCUAGGCUACAGAUUCGCCUACCAGAUGGGUCUUCUAUCAACAACAUAUUUGACCCUUCAGAUACUCUAGAAGCCGUCCAUCAGUUCAUCACCGCUUCAACUGGAAAUCAGAUGUCUGUAUCAACAAUCUACCCUAAAAGAUCAUUCACAGAGGAGGACCGAUCUGAAACCCUAAUGUCUCUCGGCCUAGCCCCUACAGCAGUUCUCAUUGCUGUCACUAGAAGAUCACAGUCAUCUGCCCCUUCUGGAGGAGGGGAUGGAGCAGUCAGUGAAGGAGGAGUGUUGUCCAUGUUACUGGCUCCAUUUAUGAUGCUCUGGAACUUUAUUUAUUCACUGAUAUUUGGAGGGUCAGGGUCAACACCACCUGCGGGUCAGGAAGCAAAUCAACAGCAAAGAGCAGAACCACAACGCUGGGCGCAACAACGGGGAGCAAACACAAGUCAGCAGAAAAGACAGAGUAAUAAAGAUGGAAACAUAACAAGAUUUCAUAAUAUUGAGGAUGAUGAUGACGAUGAAAAUGCAACAUGGAAUGGAAACUCUACGCAGCAGAUGUGAUUGUCUUUAUUCCGACACUGUAGAUUUUUUGUUGACUGAGGCAGUGUUUCAAUAUCCAUUCCGUAUGGUAUUACACUCGUUGACCUAAGGAUUCUAAGGAUUUUAUAGUGCUGUGUUAAAUUUAAUAGUAUCUUAUCAAGAGUAAAUUGAUAUUAAAUUAAUAUGAAAGAUUAUGACCACGCAUUUAUUUAUUGGUUAUGCAAGAAUUGGUUUGAUUUUUUUUUAAGAAUUUUAAGGAUAGAACCUUUAUUUAGAAUCAUGUGUGCACAAAGUUUAAAAGAAUACAUAUUGGUACACUGUAGUUGUGAGUGACAGCUUUAAGUUCAUUGUGUAUAGGUAUAUGGUAUUGAUAGUAUGGUGCAUGCAUUUAAAGUCAGUGGUCCAAAGGAACUGUGAAAUUAUGUCUUGGUGCACCAUCUGUCAUGUUUUUUUUUUUUUUUUUUUUUAUAAAUCACUACUAUAGGUGGUCCACAAUGGUGAGUGAAUGUGAUUUGGAUAAUUCUUGGGGGGAGACGUAGGGUAUUGACCUCAGCAACAAAUUUGUAAGAUAUGAGUAAAUAUUUAAAACUGCAUGUUCCUAUACGAUUCUAAUCAAAUUUGAUGUAAAAUGUCCCCUUAAAACAGGGGACUGUGGUAUAAACCAUAUGUCAGUCCGAUGAGGGUCAGGAAUUUUUUUGAAAUUGGACCUUAAAGUUGAAUAUAUUUGUACCUAUCUGCAAAAAUGCAUAUUCUUAACAAAGAAGUAAAAUUGUGUGAAAGGGAUAGAGUAUAUUAUUGUCCUCCUUAGUUCUGAGAGUUGGAAACCAUUUUGGGAGGAAUUUAUGUUGCUUAGAGUUUAUGAUUUUAUUGAAUUAUUAUUAUUUGCCUUUCACAUGUGCAAUUGUCUAAUUACUUGAUAAGUAUGGUAUCAUUUUCUGGCAUUUACCUUUAUGGCGAUAUCAAAAAUACCCGUGCCAUGAUGCUACAAUUUCAGUUUGAGGUUGUAAGUUAAGAUGAUAUAUGCUUAAUAACUUCAGAGUGAUAAUUUUACCUUCCAAAUAUGGAUAAGGUACCAUUAUCAGAGUAACAGUUGAAUCUAUUUUUAGAAUCUAAACUGUAGAUGUAUUAGUUUGUUUACUGUUAACCAGAACUGUUGAGAAAGCAUGGCCGGGUAUUUUUUAAAAGAACAACAGCAAAAUAUUUCUUGCUAUAAUGAAUCUAUUUCAUUAAAUAUUUGACAUAAAUUUAAUUUAAUUUCAUGUUUUUGUUUUAAAUGGACUAAAUAUCAGCAUUGUCAGUAAAAACUUCCUAGUUAAAUUAAUAUCAAAGAAAUUGGUGUGUAUACAGUAACAAAGCAGUGCUCGUGUUGCUCCAUAGCCCAUGGCUGUGGUAAUGGUGUAAGUUAUGAUAAAAUUCAGACAUUGUUUUUCGUAUUAGUAGAACACCAACAGAAAAAAAA
Molecule: messenger RNA, 2899 nt
Organism: Pecten maximus
Lineage: Eukaryota; Metazoa; Mollusca; Bivalvia; Pectinida; Pectinidae
Product: UBX domain-containing protein 4-like
Exons: 12
Coding region: 79-1461 (460 amino acids)
Molecular function (GO): protein binding
Source: RefSeq, a predicted model, not a curated record